AUGAAGAUGAAUACAUUAUCACAAAGAUUUUCUCGAUUUCGAUCAGAUGUGAUGCAAGAUUUGAAGACCAAGCACAUUGAGAUGGCACCCCCGUCACCUCCAUACAUCGACGAGUUCGAGUAUCAAGUCGAAAGUUUUGGUACCGUGCCACAGGCGCCGCCAUCUCCGGCAUUAUCAUUUGAGGAAAUAUCUCCAAAGAAUGACCGCAGAGCCAGAAGUGACAGAUCAAACAUUGCCGCAACCACUUUUACCUGUUUUGGAAACCUUCCUACCGAGAUCAGACUGUUGAUCUGGGGCAUGGCAUGUAAACAGCAGCGGAGAGUCGAUGUUGAGUUCGAUGUAAAGUUGAACCACUUUUACCAAUCUGGUCCCCCUCUCUUUAUGUCAAGCACACCUGCACCAGAUGUCCUGUACGCAUGCAAAGAAUCAAGAGAGGAGGCUUUGAAACAUUACUCUCUCUGCUUCCGACAGGAUAUUUACGAAAGCGAGAAAAGACAAGCAAAGAUAUGGUGCAAUUUUGAUACCGAUAUUAUACGAUUAACCCCCGAUGGAUGGGGCCGAAGGGUACACGAUGGCUUCUUAAGGCAACUCGCCACGACAAAUGGCAUUUCUCGUGCAUUCAAUAUCUGCAACUUCAGUAACUAUAACCCUGGCUGCUUGGUUCAAGACGAAACCUCGACAUUCAGCUGGACCAACAUUUUUGACGCUAUUGAUUCUCACAUUUAUCUGGGCUAUGAAUUACAGGACAUCGUUUUGUACUACGAUGCGGAGGACAAAUCAGAGCAAGCGGAUAGAUCAGAGUUCGUGGAGCUGGACUGGAGUGCAAUGGAUCCAGAGUCUCAAGCGACAAAGAUGCUACAGUGUGUGCAGAGAGAUUUAUUAAAGAAAAUGCCUAGCUACUGUCCGCCUUGGGAGCAUCGCUCGUUUACACACACAGACGAUGACUCCGUGCCCAGGGGGAACGCAGUGUGGGAACUUCUCCAGUCAAAGGUCAAAUUGAUGCAGCUUAAAGUAAAUCAUUGA
Molecule: messenger RNA, 1023 nt
Organism: Botrytis porri
Lineage: Eukaryota; Fungi; Ascomycota; Leotiomycetes; Helotiales; Sclerotiniaceae
Exons: 1
Coding region: 1-1023 (340 amino acids)
Source: RefSeq, a predicted model, not a curated record